This is a messenger RNA of Carassius auratus (goldfish), 3290 nucleotides long. Its product is annotated as reticulon-4 receptor-like 1. The coding region runs from base 127 to 1476 and encodes 449 amino acids. The record is from RefSeq and is a predicted model, not a curated record. Gene Ontology annotation, cellular component: plasma membrane. The transcript has 3 exons. Lineage: Eukaryota; Metazoa; Chordata; Actinopteri; Cypriniformes; Cyprinidae. Gene Ontology annotation, molecular function: protein binding.
AUCGCCUGAAGAUCAUUAAAACAGAUUAAACUUUUAUCACAUAUGACACGGAUUAUUAAAGAUGGGACGCUUAUUUUGACUAUCACAGUGGGAUAAAGUGCAACGCAUCAUCACCGCACCUUCAGGAUGUUCCGGCGAGGCUGUGGUCUGGAGUUUCUCCUGGUGCUGUGUGGUUUAGAGUUGACCCAGGCGUGUCCCCGCGACUGCAUCUGCUACGACUCUCCCAGCACGGUGAGCUGCCAGGCCCACAACUUCCUGGUGGUUCCAGAGGAAAUCCCGGCCCAGAGCGAGCGCGUCUUUCUGCAAAACAACAAGAUCCAGCGACUACUGCAGGGCCAUUUCAGCCCCACCACCGUCAUGCUUUGGCUCUACUCCAACAAUAUCUCAUACAUCCAGCCCUCCACAUUCAUGGGCUUCACCCGCCUGGAGGAGCUCGAUCUGGGGGACAACAAACACCUCCGCUCUCUGGCUUCGGACACUUUUCAGGGCCUGACCCGACUCCAUGCUCUGCACCUCUACCACUGUGGCCUAAUCACUCUGCCCGCUGGCUUAUUUGAAGGGCUGCACAACCUGCAGUACCUCUAUUUACAGAACAACCAGUUGGAGUUUCUCGAGGAUGACAUGUUCAUUGAUCUUCUGAAUCUGAGCCAUUUAUUUCUGCAUGGAAAUCGGCUGUGGAGCCUCCACCAGAACACUUUCCGUGGCCUGGGCGCCCUCGAUCGCUUGCUGCUCCAUCAAAACCGGCUCCAGUGGGUUCACAAACAGGCUUUCCACGACCUGCGCCGCCUGACGACUCUCUACCUGUUUAACAACUCUUUACCUGAACUUCCGGCUGAAAGCUUGUCUCAGCUGUCAGCGCUGGAGUACCUGCGGCUCAACGACAACCCUUGGGAGUGCGACUGCAAGGCUGUGCCGCUCUGGGAUUGGCUGCGGCGCUUCCGUGGCUCCACCUCCUCAUUAAUAUGCGCAGCUCCACCGGAGCUGGCGGGAAAGGACCUGAAACGGUUGACGAAAGAAGAGCUGCCCUCCUGUACAGGCUCCGAGUCGCUCCACCAGAGCAAAUCCAGCCAGGGGGACGUGGGGGUGUCACUGAAGAAAGAUCAUCAUCAUCGAUCACGCAAUCAUCAUCAUCAUCAUCCUCACCUGCCACAUCAGGAUCAAUAUUACCCCACCUCCCCAUCGCCGCUUCCUCGACCGCCCAAGUCGGGACGCAACAGGAACUGCACAAGGCAUCGAAACCGCAAGGGCAAUGCUCAGAACGAGGUGUAUAGCCUAAAGGAGUUAGCCAACAAGGAAUCGGACGACAAAUAUGACCCAUCAAAACCGAGACGAAAGAACAAAUGCAUCCCACAGACUUCGGUGGGUCCCCCUAGUGGCGUGCAAAGAGUGAACAGCAGGGCGGCGGCCCUCUUGGCACCUUGUUUCAUCAUCCCUCUUUGCUUAUUGGUGUGUCUCACUGCCCUUAUUUUCCGCUGAGCCUUGUGGAAACAUCUACUAAUGGUUUUAAUGAACAAACUCAGCCCUCUGUCUACUCUGGCUCCUACAAUUCAGUGUGCGAAUGUGUGUGUGUGUGUACGUUUGUGUGUACAUGUGAGCCCCUUUCGAGGGACAGAGGACUUGUGCGAAGUUGCAGGCCUGGAAUUAAAACCAGAGAUGUUAAGAAACUCUGGGAUCUGUGGCCGAGAGACGGGACACUAGACGGACUACUCCUCGAUCAUCACCAUUUCCUGUUGCUCCAGGGCAUAUUCAAUAAAAAAAAAUAAAAAAACAACAAACAAAAAUAUAUACAUUUGUUAACUACAUUCGGUUGUACAUCACACCUCUGCAGAAUAAUUAGCAGCUCGUUGUGUUCAAACUCAUCACCAUUAAAACCUGGAAUCCCUGUCAUGACCUCUGACCCGCACUAAAGCUGCGGCACAGGGCGGGAAAAGAGUGUGAAUGAAAUACAUAAACCAAGCAUUUACACAAAUGUACACUGGGGAUGCUUUGCUAAGCUGUUAGCAUCUCAGCGGCUUCUGUGGGAGGGUUGUUGUUAACACCUUUGGCACCGACUACAUAAAAAUGAAAGCAAAGCACACAAGAGAGCAAUUUGGUUAGUUCUGAGACUUUUACAUGUAAUUGCAGUUGCAAUAUUCACACAUUCACACAGCCCCAACGAAUGCUAACAGGGUUGAUACAAAACCAUAAGAGCUCAAAUUCUAGUGUUCUAAAGCUGCUAUGCUGGCGAUGUCAGUAAAGAGAAAGUAGAGUUGAUGAAGGAUUAUGGGAUGGCUUUGGGUUUGUGCGUGUUGUUAUUUGUCGAUUGUGCCCUUAAGAAAGUAUUUUGCAUAAAAAGCUGAAGAAUAAAAAGUUAUUAGGACAUGAAAAGGUCAAGUGGAGCUCAUGCAAAAAGCAGCAUGCGUUAUCUGUUGCUCAGCUGCAAUAAUGUGCUAAUCUAGAAGGGAAAUAACACCAACACUACAUUAAUAUCUCCAAAUGGCACAGUUUCGGAAAAUGAAACAGCAGAAACACAGCUGUUAAGUCAGAGGUCAAGUCUAACCUGGAAGGGUAAUUUGCCAUAGGUUCCCUCAGGAAGUUCUUAACGUUUUCUUUAGUGAUUAUUGAUUUAAACCAUUACGGAGAAAGAAAAGCAUCUCAAACAGUUAGAUAUUCUUGACAUUUUAAAAAGCACUAAUGAAGUAAAGUGUAAAGACUGUGCAUCUGUAUAUAUUGUAAAAAAAAAAAACUAAAAAAAACUACACAUCUGUCAUUAUUAUUAAAAAUAAUUAUUUAUGUGGUUUGUAUGCAGUAACAGUAGUUUAGCUGAUUACGUUUACAGGAAUGAAAUGUUAUAGUUUCACAUUUCACAUAACAGACGGAAUUUAUUAAUAUAUUUCCAAACUGGGGUUUGGGGACUGGGGGUCACAUCUGAGCAUGCAAUCAAAAGUUCUGAGAAGAAAAUUCAGAGAAGAAGUAAAGUAAAUCAAUAAAUAAGAUAAUUAAUAAAUAAAUAUUAUAUAAUGUGUAGUAAAUAUUGUAUGUUAAGGGGAUGGUUCACCCAGAAAUGGAAAGAAAAUAAAUGCAUACAUGUUUGAAAUGACAUGAGGAGGACUAAACUUUAUUAAAGCACUAAAUAAUCACAUUAAAAUGUAAAUGAACAUAAUUUACAAAGUCACACCCACAUUGUGGAUUGUUUUAUCAAUACAUUGUAAAUAAGCUGAUAAAUAAGGACUGCAACUAACUAAGUAUCACAAGUACUGUAUGUGAGUUUACAUGCUCAAUAGGUCAAACAACCUCUGUAGGCCUUAUGC